Molecule: messenger RNA, 408 nt
Organism: Cylindrotheca closterium
Lineage: Eukaryota; Bacillariophyta; Bacillariophyceae; Bacillariales; Bacillariaceae
Source: the annotation of a GenBank genome assembly
AUGUGGGCACUAACCACCGACUUUGACCAGGAUUCAGAGACCUGUGAAUGGCUCCAUCCAAUGAUCCUGGCCGCCAAAGCCAAUUCCGAAGAUAAUCCAGGUUGGGAAGAAGCUAUGAACGGUCCACUAGCCAAUGGUUACAUGGAAGCAGCAAUCAAGGAGAUCAAGACCCUACAGCAAAUGGAGGUCUGGGAAGUGGUUCCCCGACUUCAAUCAAUGAAUGUCCUUCCCUCAACAUGGGCAUUCAAAUGUAAACGAUAUCCAGAUGGGAAAGUUCGAAAAUUGAAAGGACGGUUCUGGGACACGCCUCGGAUUGUAGUGAAACCAAAGUGUGACGGGAGACAGACAGACUUUUCCUCCCCCCUCAGCACGGAGACAUCAAAUUCAAGCUCCACUUUGUUCCAUUGA